GAGUUGUACCAACUUGCUCCUACAUUAACAUCAACCGCCAAUACCGACGACCUCAAUCAAAUCUCCGUCCGCCUCAACUACUCGUCCCCUACUUCCCCUUCCCCCAUUCCGCACACCAAACCGUCACAAUGGGUGCCGACGAGAAGACGCGUGUUUCAGGCGAGGUUCCUCGUGGAGAGAACGGCUCUAUCCUGCCUACCACGAACCAGGACGCUGAGAAGUCCUCUCCUCAGUCCAAGGGUCCUCAGAUCCAUCCCGCUCUCUACGUCAUUGUCUGGAUCUCGCUGUCCUCAUCUGUCAUUCUGUUCAACAAAUGGAUUCUCGACACCCUCAACUUCCGCUACCCGGUUAUUCUGACAACCUACCACUUGACUUUCGCGACCAUCAUGACCCAGAUCCUCGCUCGCUGGACCCACGUUCUCGACGGACGUAAGUCGGUUAAAAUGACUGGUCGUGUCUACGUGCGUGCCAUCGUGCCCAUCGGCGUCUUCUUCAGCUUGAGCUUGAUCUGCGGUAACUUGACCUACCUGUACCUGUCGGUCGCUUUCAUCCAGAUGCUCAAGGCCACGACCCCCGUCGCUGUCCUCCUCUCUGGAUGGGCCCUUGGUGUCUCUACGCCCAACCUCAAGGUCUUCCUGAACGUCUCCGUUAUCGUUGUCGGUGUCAUUAUCGCUUCGAUGGGCGAGAUCAAGUUCGUCUGGAUUGGUGUCAUCUUCCAGAUUGGUGGUGUCAUCUUCGAGGCCCUGCGUUUGACCAUGGUCCAGCGCCUGCUCAGCUCUGCCGACUACAAGAUGGACCCCCUGGUUUCCGUCUACUACUUUGCUCCCAUCUGCGCUGUCAUGAACUUGGCUGUUGCUCUCAUCUGGGAGGUUCCCAAGGUCACCAUGGACCAGGUUUACAAUGUCGGCCUGUUCACCUUCUUCCUGAACGGUCUCUGCGCCUUCCUGUUGAAUGUCUCCGUCGUCUUCUUGAUCGGCAAGACCUCUUCCCUGGUCCUGACUCUCUGCGGUGUCCUCAAGGAUGUCAUGCUGGUUGCCGCCUCCAUGGCCAUCUGGGGCACUCAGGUGUCUGGUCUCCAGUUCUUCGGAUACAGCAUUGCCCUCGGUGGCAUGGUCUACUACAAGCUCGGCUUUGAGCAGAUCAAGGGCUACAUGGGCGAGGGCGGUCGCCAGUGGGCCGAGUUCGGCCAGCGUAAGCCGAUUCUCCGCAAGCUCACCAUCAUUGUGUUCUCCGCCUUCGUGCUCUUCACCAUGCUUGGCGGCCUGGCACCGACGUACGCUCCCGAGUACGACCCUCACAACCUCAUCAACGAGGUCAACAGUCACUUCGGCAGCAGCAGGGCAUAGGUUAUAGGAUAGAAGGCGAUAGCAUCUUUUCUUUAGCCUGUCA
Colletotrichum phormii is the source of this 1389-nucleotide messenger RNA. RefSeq names its product triose-phosphate transporter. The transcript has 4 exons. The record is from RefSeq and is a predicted model, not a curated record. Gene Ontology annotation, molecular function: antiporter activity. Lineage: Eukaryota; Fungi; Ascomycota; Sordariomycetes; Glomerellales; Glomerellaceae. Gene Ontology annotation, cellular component: endosome; Golgi apparatus; trans-Golgi network. The coding region runs from base 129 to 1346 and encodes 405 amino acids.